AUGGAUCUCGACUACGACCCCAUCUACUGCGUGGAGCAAAUCCAGAUCCCUCCCGCGCUCCCCGACAUUCUCAAGGGCUUCGCCAAGGAGGCCAUCCGAUUGCAGCCGCCCUGCCUCCACGAGUUUGCCUGCACUUACUUCCAGCGCCUCCUCGCCACCGCCAAAUUGGACGCCACCGCGCCUCCUCCCACGCUCGCCCAACUCCAAGCAGUAUGGGUGGAUCUCAAGGACACGGAAUCCAUGAACCCCGAAACUCUCCGCGAGAUUUGCGCCUCUCACGGCAUUGCCUCGGCCGCCUUCUCCAAAGUCUUCCAGCUUAUCGAGUUUCCAUCCGACCCCGUCGAUCCAAAGGAGAUUCUCGUGCUGCUCGUCACCACAACAGCAAAGAGCUUCGUAGCGGUUAUUGAUGCGCUCUUCAAAGUCUUUGGACACAAAACAGGUGGUAAGAUGUCAGUGCCUCUCUUCUUCAAGGUUUUGUUCUUUAUGGCCAAAAGAGACAGGGACAUCUCCCCCCAGACUGUGAGCGACCUCACAAAAUCACUUGCGGACAAAGACUGGGUCUCUUUUGGCGAAGUUCGAAGCAGUCCACACAUGCAACACUACUUCAAUACGAAACCAUAGCCACGACGUGACAAAUGGAGAUCUCUGAAAGACACCUU
Molecule: messenger RNA, 659 nt
Organism: Selaginella moellendorffii
Lineage: Eukaryota; Viridiplantae; Streptophyta; Lycopodiopsida; Selaginellales; Selaginellaceae
Product: ropporin-1-like protein
Exons: 4
Coding region: 1-621 (206 amino acids)
Source: RefSeq, a predicted model, not a curated record